UAUGUUAUUGUGUUUAGGGUUGUGAUUUAUUUUCUCAAAAAAAUAAAUGUUCACAACCUGAAAAGCAUCUAUUUUUGUAAGAGAGAAAUAAAUAGAGUUGAAGUUCUGCUAAUAAAGAUUGAAAUCAGAAUUAAAAACAAGAUUUUAUGCCUCAAGCCCUGCCAAAUCGAACAAAAUCAAGGAACAAAUAUGGAAGAUGCACACUUACGCAAAAACAAUCAAACGACAGAUUCAAACAAAUAAAGCAUUCAUUCAAUCACAUAAUCAAAGCGCAGUUAUUCAAACAAUCAAAUUAAAAAAUAGCGCAUUCCAUCAUAAAAUCAUCCGCAAAAAGCACAUCAGAAUGCCAUCAAUUGAUGAUACCAACGAACAAAUAAAUCCAUUCAUCAUCAGUAUUCGACCAUCUCUGUAGCAAGCUCUCCCAAUCACCGCCACCAAAACCAGAAACCACAAAGAUCGCGACAAAGUAAAAGGUUUGUGACAGGUCUAACCUGAGCAAGAUCGAGAACGUGCUCCGUCUUCCGUGGCGGAUCCGACCAGAGCUUUAUCAUACUUUCGCCAGGUCUCUAGAGUCUAGACUAGGGUUUAGUUGAUUUUAGUGAAAGACGGACCAGCAAAGUAUCUUCGGAAGGAGAUGAAUAGCGCAUAAAAGGUUGCCGGGCCGUAGAUUUAGGAAUUUAGUUUGGGUUCUUAAAAAGCCCAUCUUUUCAAAUAUUGAUGGGCUAAAAUUUCAUUAGGCCCAAUUGUUUUGGUGAUCCAUGAUCUUGAGAGAGAGACUUGUGUACCCAACUUGGGAAUAAUCGAACCACCAAACUAAGAUCAAUAUAUCAAGAAAGAAAAUGUCUCAUGUUCUCUAAUUAAGCUGGCAAAUCUUUGUUUUCUACGCACAUAUGGCUACCUCAUGUUCUCUAAUUAAGCUGGCAAAUCUUUGUUUUCUACGCACAUAUGGGCUACCUUCACAAGACUCACUACUCUUGUCGUUGUUUCUAUAUAUAGCCUCACCAUCGUUUCUCUGUUAAUCACAUACUCAGUUAUGGCUUCAAUGCUUCAUGUCUCUUCAUCAGUUUCAUUAGUUGUACUACUAGCUGCACUUGCCUUAAUUGCUUCGUCCGUGAGUUCAACAUCCCGGCAAGCACUAGAGCUGUCAAAGCUACAGAAUAAGGGGUUUAGAGUUGCCCUCAAACACGUCGACUCAGGCAAGAACUUGACCAAGUUUGAGCGAAUACAGAAUGGGAUUAGGCGGGGGCGGUACAAGCUGCAAAAGAUGAAUACAAUGGUUUUGGAUAAGAUUUCUGAUAAAUCAAGUGACAUUUCAGGUUCAAUUAGAGCUGGGGAAGGGAUCGGGGAAUUCUAUUUGAACUUAGCGAUUGGCACGCCAGCGAAGACUUACCUUGCCAUCGUGGACACUGGGAGUGACUUGAUAUGGUUUCAAUGCGAGCCUUGUACAAAAUGUUAUAAACAAACUGCGGAGAUUUUCGACCCACGAAAGUCAUCGACUUACUCCAUGUUGACAUGCUCAAGUAAUCUAUGUGAAGCACUGCCUCAAAAAACAUGUAGCCACAACCACGGGUGUCAGUAUUACUAUACAUACGGUGAUCGCUCUUCCACAGAAGGAAUCAUGGCAUUUGAAACCUUCACAUUUGGUCAUGUUAAUGUUCCAAAUGUUGGGUUUGGCUGUGGAGAAGACAAUGAAGGAGGUGGGUUCGAAUCAGGAGCUGGUCUGGUUGGUCUUGGUCGUGGGCCAUUAUCACUUGUUUCGCAGCUUAAGGAGCCUAUCUUCUCUUAUUGCUUACCUAGUUACAUGGAUAUAACCACAAGCAGUGCAUACGAGAAUGAUGCCACAAGCGGUACACUUUUGAUGGGGUCACUAGCAAGUUUGAAUACAAAAUCAGGCGAAACCAAAACAACACCUAUGAUUAAAAACCCAUCAAGACCAACGUUUUAUUAUCUUUCACUUGAAGGAAUCACAGUUGGUGGCACUUACUUGUCUGUCAAUGAAUCCACUGCACUCAAGGAAGAUGGCAGUGAUGGCCUCAUCAUAGACUCUGGCACAACAGUGACAUUUUUAGAACAAAGUGCUUUUGCUUUGGUAAAAGAGGAGUUCAUAAAACAAAUAAAGCUCACCGUUUACAAUACUGGCUCAUCGGAGUUCGAUGUCUUCGAUCUUUGCUUCAAGUUGCCCAAGGGAUCGUAUGAAGCAGAGGUGCCCGAGUUGAUAUUUCAUUUUGCAGAUGCAGACUUGAAAUUUCCAGUAGAGAAUUAUAUGAUCGUAGAUAAGAGUAAGGGAGUGAUGUGCUUGGCCAUGAUCAAAACGGAAGGUUUGUCUCUAUUUGGCAAUUAUCAGCAGCAAAACAUGUUGGUGGUCCACGAUCUUGUGAAGGAAACCGUAUCAUUUGUUCCUACAAAAUGUGCUCAUAUGUGA
Messenger RNA from Tripterygium wilfordii, 2422 nucleotides. RefSeq names its product aspartic proteinase nepenthesin-1-like. The record is from RefSeq and is a predicted model, not a curated record. The coding region runs from base 1034 to 2422 and encodes 462 amino acids. Gene Ontology annotation, biological process: proteolysis. Gene Ontology annotation, molecular function: aspartic-type endopeptidase activity. Gene Ontology annotation, cellular component: extracellular region. NCBI's taxonomy places the organism in Eukaryota, Viridiplantae, Streptophyta, Magnoliopsida, Celastrales, Celastraceae. The transcript has a single exon.